AUGUCGAAGCCAUUAUCUUUUCAAUGUCACAUGAAGAAUACAAUUAAAGACGUCUUCCUAUCUCGUGGAUAUACUGAAAUUCCAUGUGCAGAGGAAGAGGAUGAAGACGAAAAUAUGGAAUGGGAUUUUAUUUGGGCAAGUAGGGCUUGGAUAGGAGCACAUAUGCUAGGACCAUCCCCAAUAGUCUUGAGACCAAAUCAACGCGUCAACCAUUUUCCUAAUUCUUUCGAAUUAACCCGAAAAGAUUUAAUGGCAAAAAAUCUCAUGAAACUCAGUCGAGAAUUAAGGAAGACAGGUCAAGAAUCUACAAUGGAUUUCUUUCCACAAACAUUCGUUCUACCAAAUGAUUGGAUGAGGCUUCGCCAAGAAAUUCAUGGUUGUAACGAUAUUUGGAUAGCAAAACCAGUAGGUGGAUCCAUGGGUUCUGGAAUUGUAUUCCUUCAAAGUGAACAAGAAGCAGUCAAAUUCAAUAAUUCGAAUAACAACAAAAUGAAUUCAGCGGAAACACCAGAAGAUAGAAUGAAAUGCACUUACGUUGUUCAGAAAUACAUUCCAAAUCCAUAUCUCGUUGGAGGCCGAAAAUUUGAUAUCAGAUUAUACGCUUUGACUCUUUCUUUCAAUCCACUCAUCGUUUACAUUUACAGAGGAGGAUUCUGUAGGUUCUCUUCUCAGCCAUUUUCUAUGAAAUCUUUCGAUCGUGACGUUCAUUUGACAAAUAUUGCAGUUCAAACUCAUUCAGAAGCUUACAAUCCUCGCCAUGGUUGCAAGUGGGAUACACAUAGUCUCAGAACUUACUUUAUCCAUCGCCAUGGCGUUGAACUUACAAAUCGACUCUUUACAGCAAUUCAAUCAAUCAUCUUGAACUCUCUUCUUUCAGUUUUAUCAUCGGUUAUACCAGACAAGCAUUGCUACGAACUUUACGGUUACGAUAUCUUAAUUACAGACGAUCUUCGUCCGUGGUUGAUCGAAGUCAAUGCAUCACCUAGUUUAGAUGCAAAUACAGAAGAGGACUACGAUAUGAAAUUCAGUAUGCUCAAUGAAAUGCUUGAUUUGGUUCAAUUAUACCAAAACAGAGAAGAAAAUCAAGACAUGCCAUUACACUAUGGAGGUUAUGAUCUUGCCUGGAAUAACGCUCCCGUCGUCGCUAAGACUUCAACAAACUGUACUUCAUAUCUUGGUUGUAACUGUCCAGUUAAAGGCUCUCCGAAUAAUCCAUACCGUACUAAAGACAGCAAGUUUGUUGUUAAAAAGAUUCCAGCCCUUAACAAGAAAUAA
Molecule: messenger RNA, 1275 nt
Organism: Trichomonas vaginalis G3
Lineage: Eukaryota; Parabasalia; Trichomonadida; Trichomonadidae
Product: tubulin polyglutamylase TTLl9-related family
Exons: 1
Coding region: 1-1275 (424 amino acids)
Biological process (GO): protein polyglutamylation; microtubule cytoskeleton organization
Cellular component (GO): cilium
Molecular function (GO): tubulin binding; tubulin-glutamic acid ligase activity; ATP binding
Source: RefSeq, a predicted model, not a curated record